This is a messenger RNA of Tinamus guttatus (white-throated tinamou), 2087 nucleotides long. The record is from RefSeq and is a predicted model, not a curated record. NCBI's taxonomy places the organism in Eukaryota, Metazoa, Chordata, Aves, Tinamiformes, Tinamidae.
AUGAGCAAGUAUGAACUGCUGGCCCAGACUGUCUUCACCAGCCACUGCCCAGACCCCAGCAGCAAGCAGUGUGGUGCUGGGAGCACAGAGACCUGCCCAGCCCCACGGCUGCUCAGCUGGGCCGACAGCAGCAUCCUAAAGGAGCCACCAGAGUUUUCCCCACUCACCUCCCCGGCAGCCUGGGAGCAACCGUCACCAGCGAGUGACAGCGCCAGGGAGGACGGGGAUGGGCCGUCCUGUGACAGGGUGCUGAGAUCGUCAGCACGGGGACAGCGCCUGUCCCAAGCUUCUUUGCCCUUGCAGGGAGCCAGUGCAGCACAGGGGACAGUGAAACCGCAGCAUCCUGCAGCGAGCGGUGGCACCAGCUCCGAAGGAGCCUGCGAUGAGCGGAGCAGAGGCUCAAGGAAAGGACGCUCGAGCUGCAGGGAAGACCAGCUCACUCCCGUGGUGCUCCUGGACCCUCGAGAAGUGACUCAGGUGGCAGGGGUCCAGCAGGAUGAACAGUCCUGCCCACAGCCAGGUUCGCCUUUAGGCCUGCAAGGAGGCAUGGGGAAGGAAUAUAAAGGCAGCAAGGUCCUUGCUGGAGAGGGAAGCACGUGCAGGAAAGCCUGCAUCAGCGGCUUCAGCUCCAGCCGCUGGGGCCGGCAGACGCGGCUGCGCCCGGUCCGGCUCAAAAACAAGAGGCAGCAGCAGGCCAAUAACUCCUUUUUCAGACCGCAGAGGAGGCUGAGAGGAAUGAAGAACAACGCUCUGGAGAUGUCUGCAGAUCUAAGAGACAAUAACUGUUCUUUCCUCAAUAACUCCCAUUGCUGGGGCAGGGUUCGAUCAUCGUUGUCCUUCCAUAAGAAAAAGAAAGUUGCAACAGAAGAGAGUUUCUGCAACAGCAUCCUUUGUACCCCUUUGAUGAAAUCCCAGCUUUCAGGCCCCCAAGCAACCCCAUCUCCUCAUAGGGCUCAGUGCUAUAGUCGGUCUGCUUCUUCCAUAGCCCUGCUCGCUCCUAGGAACUCCUGUUCUGUCAUGGAGCUGAUGCUUACAGAUGCGGAGAAGGUGUAUGGGGAAUGCCAGCAGGAGGGGCCUAUCUCUUUUGAGGAAUGCAUUCCAUUAGAUAAGCUGAAACAAUGCCAGAAAAUUGGGGAAGGGGUGUUUGGGGAAGUCUUCCGGACUCACAGUGAGAGAGGACCUGUGGCCUUAAAAAUAAUUCCCAUUGAGGGGAGCGAGAGAGUAAAUGGUGAAGCUCAAAAGAGUUUUGCAGAGAUUUUACCUGAGAUAAUAAUUUCAAGGGAACUCAGUCUUCUGUCUGAAGAGUCUCUGAACAGGACUGUAGGGUUCAUUAGCUUGUAUUCUGUGCACUGUGUUCAAGGGGCCUAUCCUAAGCACCUCCUGGAAGCCUGGGACAAAUACCACAAUGUAAUAGGAUCAGAAAAUGAUCGGCCAGACCUUUUUGGGGAUGAGCAGCUCUUCAUGGUUCUGGAAUUUGAAUUUGGAGGCAGUGAUUUGGAGAAUAUGAGGAAGAAGUUAAGUUCAGUGACGUCGGCAAAAAGCAUUUUGCAGCAGGUCACUGCUUCCCUGGCUGUAGCGGAACAGGAAUUGCACUUUGAGCACAGAGACUUGCACUGGGGGAACGUGCUGGUAAAGAGAACAGAUGUAAAGGAGCUUAGUUAUGUGCUGAACGGGGCUGUCUGCACGAUCCCCACAGCAGGUAUCCAGGUCAACAUCAUAGAUUACACCUUGUCUCGGCUAGAGAAAGAUGGAUUAACUGUAUUUUGUGACCUUUCCACUGAUGAAGAACUGUUCCAAGGCACAGGGGACUACCAGUUUGAUAUCUAUAGGCAAAUGAAAAUGGAGAACUCCAACAACUGGACUGACUAUCAGCCACACAGCAAUGUCCUCUGGCUACAUUACUUGUCAGAUAAACUUCUUUCACAAGUGACCUACAAGAAAAAGGAAACAACUUCUGCCAUGAGAAAAAUAAAGCAGCAGCUCCUUAAAUUCCGUAAGGAAGUACUAACUUUUGGUUCUGCAAGUGAAGUUCUGCAUAAUAGCAGCUUGUUUCAGUGAUUAAGGGACUGCAGUGUUUCUGCAGAUGG